Dinoponera quadriceps is the source of this 6280-nucleotide messenger RNA. It is a transcript of the gene ome, whose product is annotated as venom dipeptidyl peptidase 4. Gene Ontology annotation, biological process: proteolysis. Gene Ontology annotation, molecular function: serine-type peptidase activity; dipeptidyl-peptidase activity. The record is from RefSeq and is a predicted model, not a curated record. NCBI's taxonomy places the organism in Eukaryota, Metazoa, Arthropoda, Insecta, Hymenoptera, Formicidae. Bases 683 to 3076 code for a protein of 797 amino acids. The transcript is spliced from 16 exons.
UCGAAGGUUGCUGGUCGCCGCUCCGUUGUCGCUUACGAUCGGUGUGUGUGUGUGUGUGCGUGCGAUUCCGGCCGAUUGAUCGGUUUUGUUUUCUGCUCUUUCUCACUUUCUCGCCGGUAGGAGCUCAGGUCUCUCAGGUGUAUCAUUCCGAACGACAACGACGGUGGGGAAAUCUGUGUGUCGGUUGGAGAAAAAUGCGCGUACGGGCUGGUUAGAGGGGACCCCGUUAAUCGGUGAUUCGUUUGUGACUCCUCUUCGAUCGCCGGGAUGGGCGGGGAUUUGGCGUCAGGAACGCGGAUGUGUAUUCAAAUGCAGUUGAGAAGUCGAAUUGUCAAUCUCUCGCCGGCGUCUCCGUAGGAUCACAGCAGUGUACGGUCGCGUUUGUGCUCGAGCGUUUACGGAGUUUGUCAGCGGGAUGACCAGAACGGUCUUCAACUUGGCAUCCGCCGAUGCGGUCUCGCCGACCACUAAGCAGUGAUUAAUGGACCGAAUCUAUUGAAUCGAGGCCGACCGGCGGAAAAUCGGCCGGUAGUGAGAUUUGGCACCGUAGAAAGAGAUAGAUAGAUAGGUGGAUAGAGAAAGAAAGGGGGGAAGGGAAACGUGGUGCGGGUGAGAGCAGAGAGAAAAGUGAUUUUAUUCCUGUGAGUGCGGAAACCCGUCCGUGACGAAAACUCGAAGGACCAUGACGGAGGGCGAGCCCAACAUCAGUGACCUGAUGACGAAGAACAAGCAGCGAUAUCGGCGGCGUUUGCUAGUCUGCGCCCUCGUCGUCAUAAUUGUGCUGGCUUUGGUGAUUGCGGCGACGAUCCUUUUGACCGGCAAACCAGGUACCUCGGCGUCCACAACGGACAGCGCGCCUGGCAUCUCUCUGUCGGAAUGGCUCUCCGGUUCGUUAUCCCCCGAGAGCUUCAAUGGCACGUGGAUCAGCGGAGAUGAGAUCCUCUACCGAGACGAGAUAGGCAAUCUGUUGAUCUACAAUGUCAGCUCAGCCACAUCCGAGAUCCUGUUGGAUUCGAACAACGCUGUUCUACUGUCGAGUUACGAUCAUCAGUUAUCCGCCGAUAGGAAGUACCUCAUGUUUACUCUCAAUCUUCAAAAGCUGUACCGAUACACGUACCUGGCCCAUUACGGGAUCGUGAACCUGGAGACUCUGGCGGAAACGAUAUUGGCGGCGAACGAGUCGACGCCGCUGCAACUCGCGAAGUGGGCGCCACACGGCAACGCUCUGAUCUACGUGCAUCAGAAUAAUAUCUACUACAGACCGGAAGCAGAGGUGGCCAAUGACUAUCAAAUAACCAACACGGGGGUGUACGGAAGUAUCUACAACGGUGUGCCCGAUUGGGUAUACGAGGAGGAAGUGUUCAAUUCGAACGCGGCUCUUUGGUUUUCUCCGAGCGGCAAUAAAUUGGCAUUCGGCUAUUUCGAUGACUCAAACACCCCUAUUAUGACCAUACCGUUUUACGGAUAUCCCGGAAGCUUGACCUUCCAGUACACAUCGGCAAUACCGAUUCACUACCCCAAGAGCGGCACGACGAAUCCAACGGUGAAGCUGUUCUGCGUCGACCUGGACAUGGUGGUGCAGGGCAACGUGACCUUGGUGGAGAUCGAACAUCCGCCGGAGCUGUCCACCACUGAAAGAGUCCUGUCGGCGGUGAGCUUCCCCACGGACGAGCUCGUCUACGCGACUUGGAUGAACCGGGUGCAGAACAGGGCGUAUUUCCAGCUCUGUAACGUCGACAGCCUGCUGCCAAAUUGCACGACAGCGCUGUCGUAUAGCGAGAAAAAUGGCUGGGUGGAGCAGUUCGAAGCGCCUGUCUUCAGCGACAACGGUACGUCGUUCAUCCUGAUAUUGCCGCAGAAACAAAAGAAUGGCACCGAUUGGAGACACGUUGUGCUGGUUACGAAUGCAACUAGCGACAAUCCGACCACCACCGCCCUAACAUCCGGUUAUUUUGUGGUGGCAGAGAUAGUGACGUGGGAUCAGGAGGGCUCGUAUCUAUAUUACCUGGCCACUUCGGAGCACGACUCGGCGGUCCAGCACUUAUACAGAGUGUCACUGUUGGACCCGGAGCGCAAGUCAGCGUGUUUGAGUUGCAACAUUGUCCGCGAAACGGAUGGCAGUCGCUGUUUGUACAACACCGCUAAAUUCUCCGCUGACAAUUCGCAUUACGUGCUUACGUGCGCCGGACCCGGAGUGCCGAGCAUAGCCAUCUACAACAAGGAUUCCACAUUGCUCUUCAUGUGGGAGGCCAACAGCGCGGUAGCGGAGAUAAUAGCCGAGAAAUCGCAGCCGAUUGUCCACAGAUACGAGCUUCCAGUUUCCAAUGACUUCAGCGCCCAAGUGAAGCUCCUGAUACCACCCGGUGCUGAUUUGAGCGGCGCUACCAAAUAUCCCAUGCUGAUUCAAGUGUACGGCGGGCCGGGCUCGAAUCUGGUGACUGAGAAGUUCAACGUCGACUGGGGCACGUGUCUCGUAACGAACAAAAGUAUCAUACUCGCCAUCAUCGACGGCCGCGGCUCCGGCUUAAUGGGUAACGACAUGCUGUUCGCCGGAUAUCGGCGUCUCGGCACCGUCGAGAUCAUCGAUCAAAUCAACGUCACCAGGCGUCUGCAGGACAAAUUACCCUUCAUCGACCGUACUAGAACAGCGAUAUGGGGCUGGAGUUACGGUGGAUACGCGACCGGCAUGACACUAGCCAUGGACCUGGACGGUGUCUUCAAGUGCGGCAUGUCCGUCGCGCCUGUUACGGACUGGGCUCUUUACGAUUCGAUUUACACGGAGCGAUUCAUGGGCUUGCCGACCAUCACCGAUAACCUGCAAGGCUACGAGCAAGGCCAGCUGCUCAACAAGGUCGAGAACAUUAAGAACAAGAUGUAUUACUUGAUCCACGGGACCCUGGACGACAACGUGCACUAUCAACAGUCGCUCAUGCUCGCGAAAGUCUUGGAGCAGAAGGACAUCCUCUUCAGACAACAGACUUACACGGACGAGGAUCACGGCAUCGACAAGUCGCGGACACACCUAUACCACUCACUGGAGAACUUCCUGGACGAGUGCUUUCAGACGUCGUCAUGAUCGGAGCACGGAUUAGUGAUGACAAUCUAGACGCUGUAUACCACCUGCCUCAUUUACACACUUGUAAAUACUAUAUCACGUGUACAUAGUUUAUGUACGAUAUGUAAUAUGAGCGUUUAGUGUAUAUAGCGGCGGGGAAUCGCGGUGGGAACCGACUGGAGGAACGGCGCGAGUAGAGGAAGCCAAUAAAAGCGUUACAAAGCGCUUCGAAAUGUCUUCUUCCUCUCCAUCUAUCUUUUGGAUCCGAAUAAAGGGCGGAUUGGAAAGAGGAGUAUUUCGAAGCAUUUGCAGUGCUUGCUGGACCGCAUCUUACGGCAACAGUCGUCGCGAAACUGCACAGGGCAGGUCUGUGAGGGAAGCAUCUUUGAUACAUUUUCUAAGGUAACCCGAUGGAACGGUGCAUUAAAAGGCCUAAUGACGGCGGGGUCGCCUCGCUGUCGAGACCCCACAAAGUACUAAAGGUACUAUUUCGGUAUUUCUCGUUGCAGUUCGCUCAUUUGUUCGCGCUUUCGUAUCGUAAAUAUCGCGUAUAUCGGCCGCGCAAACUGGUUGUUCUCUCCGGAUGGUCAAACGACGGUCGAGCUUGAUGCAACGUCGAGUUCGCGUCAUCGCGUGAAAACACGAGGCGACGCCUUUCACCGUUGACAAAGUCAACGUAAAAGGUCCCGUUGUGAAUCUUUGACGCCGGCGACAUCGCGUCAUCUGAGCAAAGCUCCCCGAUGAGGUGGAUCUACCGAAGUUGUGAAGUUUGUGUGAAAUUGGUAGUGAAAUUUGAUAGAAAUUGUCACGAAACGAUCGUCGUUGGACGUACACUUGUACAUUUUUGGUGGACUCUUACGGUUGUCUCGGAGCGAAUCAAAUUGUGAAUAUGUUUGACCAUCUGAGGUAACAUACGUUUCUGACAUUAAUACGGUAGAUUCGUUCGAUUCUUUGUUACUGUAUUCGUGCAGCUUCUUAGACGGUAUCGGAAUAUUCACAUAUAUGAGUUCAGUCAUUAGAUUCCCGGAAUUUUAUAGGCUUUUUAGUCAUUUUCGCAAUGUACAAACGUGAUAUUCGUAUGCCACUCGAGACGAAAUUGAAAAGAAGCAUUUCUCCCUCGAUGAGUACCGGUAAUACGAUGCACUACAACUUAGAAGCGACAGGGAAAUACUUUUCGUUUCAAAACAUUUCGAAAAACAUAGGGAUUUAUUUUAAGAUAUAUUUUUAAUGAAGAAACAAUGUGUCGAAUGACAUUUUCGGUGUACUGUGAAACACGAAUGCUUCGUCCGCAAAUAAUUUAUCAUCGAUCAUUGGGUAUCCUGUUGACGAGAAAAUUUAGAAAACUGCAGUGCACGAUACAUAGUAUCGCGCGUAUACUGUCUGACAAUAAGAUUAUCACCGACUACGCUCCCCGAAGUGUGACAGUUAUUACGGCCUACUGAACGCGACGUGUAAAAUUACUUUUAUUCGCAUCUGACAUAUAUUUGCCAAGCAUUUACAAUGUAAAGGUUAAACUAUCGAUAUUGGAUUCACAGUUAAUUUACUUACGAUAUGCUGAAUCAUUAACUUGAUUUUAAUAUCAUAAAAUGAAUUCUCUGAACUCAUAUAUGUUAUCUUAAGGCUCUGGAAUACUCAGCAAAAAUACGAAAUUCUUACGUGUAACAAAGAACAAAUUAAUAACAUCGAUUACCCUAAUAUAUGACAUUAACAAUUACUAUUACAAGAUAAUUAUACUGUUGUGCUACUUAAAGCUUUGAUGAACUAAGGAUAUUGUACAAAUAAAAUCGAUUGAACUCUAUGACAUCCACCGACACAAUGUAAUCAAUUAAUAAUACGUAAAAAUCCAAAUUGUAUACAUGCAAGAGAAAGCGGGGUUUUUUCCGAGCGGAUUAAUUUUUGGAAUAUAUUUAGGGCUGUCCUCUCCUGAAAAGAGAGCCGUGCAUUUUCACAGCGCCGUCUCAUAUGAUCGAUUGUUAUAAUAUUCGAAAUCUUGAAAAUAAAUGUGAAAAACCGCAGCAUAAAAGCAGCAAGCAAGAUUUCUACUCUCAGAAUCGACGAUGAUGUACGUAAAAGCAAUGUUUUGUAAACGAUUUAUAGUUAGGCGACAUCAUAUUAUUUUUGUUAUCUAAACAACACCGUUGCACAUUUUGAGAGAGAUGUUUCACUACAAAAAAAAAAUAUAUAUAUAUAUAACGUGUACAAAGACAUAAAGAACGUGUAAUAAGAUAAAGAGUUAUGAUAGUGCAAGCUAUAUAUUCAAAGGCAUAAUGUUUUUUUUUUAUAAAACAUAUACUAUAUGCUGUCAGAUAUAUAAUAUUUGGAAAUAAGAGCAUCGUUUUAUAACAUUGUUGUUAUAAAAUAUUAUAAUCCCCCCCCCCCUCAUGUUAUUUUAAUGAAAUAUAUAAGAAUGUCUCAAAUGCGUGGUGCACACACACAUAUACACAUACAUAUUAACGACGACUCUGUCCUCUUCGAAACUUUCAGAGUCGAUUUUACCGCGCGACGAAUGCUUUGUUACGCACGAUUAUUUCCAGCAAGAUCGCAACUGCUUUUUAAUUUUCUAUACCCUUAAAUGCCUCAUAGUAAAAUCCCUCUCGAAUUCAAGGUAAAAUCGGCUCGAAGUUUCCUCAAAGAUAGGCAGACUUUACAAAGGCGUGUCUACAUUGGUUCCCCGUAUUUUCGCUUUUUGAACGAAUGAGGAUUCACGUGUUCCAAAUGUAUGGAGGGAAAAAAAAAUGCGUCUCUUAGGUAUUUUAAGCAUCAUAUUUCUCUAUUUUAUAGCGCUUGUGCGAUGUGGGUAUACCAGAGUGUUAAGAAAGUGCAAUUACGCUUGAUAUCCUAUUUGUAUUUUGUAUUCUUAUUGUAUUUGUAUACGUAAUCUAAGUAUUGCCGUGUGUACGUAUGAAGUUCAGCGAUUAAUUCACUGGCAUACUUUUCCUUAACAUGAGAUAGCAUAUCUACUUCUUAUUAUUGUUAGAUUACGGGCAGAUAUUAGUGCCGAUGUGUAAAUGCACACAUAGGAUAAGCAAAAGACUAUCGACAAACUCUCUAACUAUUGAAGUUUUUUAACACAAGGACCACCGUACCAAUUUCGAGAGUGGAUCAAGAUGAAUUUAUUAAAAUAAUUGUUAACUUUUAUCCCGACAUGCGCGCAUUGUACAUACAGAAUUACUUAAUUGAACACUUAACUAAGGUAAUGUCGCAUUGUUAGAAAGAAAAAAAAAA